This is a messenger RNA of Corythoichthys intestinalis (scribbled pipefish), 10113 nucleotides long. Its product is annotated as ankyrin-3-like. Gene Ontology annotation, biological process: signal transduction. The transcript is spliced from 45 exons. Gene Ontology annotation, molecular function: protein binding. The record is from RefSeq and is a predicted model, not a curated record. The coding region runs from base 783 to 9710 and encodes 2975 amino acids. NCBI's taxonomy places the organism in Eukaryota, Metazoa, Chordata, Actinopteri, Syngnathiformes, Syngnathidae.
AAACUGAGACAGCCACUAUCGGCAUCGGCUAAGAGUAUUGUUUUUUAUAAAUCUACACAUAAGUAAAAUGUAUUGCGUGGUAAAACUACUCUAAGAAAUUUUUCUUUUUUUUCGCAAGAUUACUUAAGUAAAUGUAACAGAAUAAGUGUAACGCGUUACUACCCACCUCUGCCCAUCACGAUCGAGUAGUGACAGAGACUGGUCGGAUGUCUAACUCCAAUUUCGUGAUUGACCUCUAAUGCCCCCUGCUGACGGUUUUGUAUUAUUACGUUGAAGAGUGUUUAGCAGUUUCAUAAAUUCAUGUUCACAUUUAAUUACACAAUUGUGUAAUUAUGAGGUGGCAAAUGCAGUCUGCUUCUGGUACUUGACAGUAAUACAGCUUGAAAAUUUUGCGGGCCGCUCAAUUUUCAUUUGCCAGUUCACCCCUUCCGUUAUUUGCAAAAAUGGUAGCUCCCAUAUAUGGACCACUGCAGAUGCUCCCUGCCUCCCCCAUCCUUUCGCAUGUUUUCCUGGCAUCCACCCCCACCAGCCGCGCGAACGUAAUCCCACCGCCGCUCUCGCUCGACACCAGAAGUGUCGGCACAUGGAAUCGGGAGGCAUUCCGAGAGCUGCCGCGUGUCUGUCUUUGAAACCUUAGGGUGGACGGGAGCCACCCCCCCUCCAUCCCUUCCCUGGCUUUUCCCCCCAUCAUCACUUAUUCCCAAGCCACGUACAGAGAAAGUGUCAAGGAUUUGAAAUAGUAGUCAGGUGUAUUCCCUUUUGUCUGAGCGCGGAAAGCAGCCAUGGCGCACGCCGCCGCCCACAUUAAGAAGGCCAGGUCUGAGAUGGAUCCACCUGCAGACCUGAAGGCUUUGGAGAAAGCUAAGGAAAGGAGGCGGCGCUCCCGAGAGCAGGCAGAACGAAAGCGCAAGUCUGACAGCAACACCAGUUUCCUGCGGGCAGCCAGAGCGGGGAACCUUGACAAGGUGUUGGAGUAUCUGAAAGGGGGAGUGGACAUCAACACCAGCAAUCAGAAUGGUCUAAAUGCGCUUCACCUGGCAGCUAAGGAGGGUCACGUCGAGCUGGUUGAGGAGCUGCUGGAGAGGGGGGUUGCACUGAACUCUGCAACAAAGAAAGGAAACACGGCCCUGCACAUCUCCUCUCUUGCCGGUCAGGCUGAAGUAGUGAAGAUUCUGGUCAAGCAAGGCGCUGACAUCAACACGCAGUCUCAGAAUGGAUUCACUCCGCUCUACAUGGCCGCCCAGGAGAAUCACCUGGAUGUCGUGCGAUACCUCUUGGAGAACGGAGGCAACCAGAGCACCGCCACGGAGGAUGGCUUCACGCCUCUGGCCAUCGCCCUUCAGCAGGGCCACAAUCAAGUGGUUUCCAUCUUAUUGGAGAACGAUACUAAAGGGAAGGUCCGGUUGCCCGCCUUACAUAUCGCGGCCCGAAAAGACGAUACCAAAUCGGCCGCCUUGCUUCUCCAGAACGACCACAAUGCUGACGUGCAGUCCAAGAUGAUGGUCAAUAGAACUACUGAGAGUGGAUUCACUCCACUGCAUAUCGCGGCCCAUUAUGGAAACGCCAAUGUGGCUACACUCCUACUGAACCGAGGGGCUGCGGUGGACUUCCUUGCCAGGAAUGGCAUUACUCCCCUCCACGUGGCAUCCAAGCGAGGGAACACAAACAUGGUUUGCCUGCUACUGGAUCGUGGCUCUCAAAUAGAUGCUAAAACAAGGGAUGGCCUUACUCCACUCCAUUGUGCUGCGCGGAGUGGACAUGACACAGCCGUCGAGCUCCUGCUGGAGAAAGGAGCGCCUCUGCUCGCCAGGACUAAGAAUGGCCUAUCUCCCCUUCACAUGGCAGCACAAGGCGACCACGUCGAAUGCGUCAAACACCUUCUUCAGCACAAGGCGCCCAUCGGUGACGUCACUUUGGACUACCUGACAGCUUUACACGUGGCCGCCCAUUGUGGCCAUUAUAGAGUCACCAAGCUUCUUUUGGACAAGAGGGCCAACCCGAAUGCUCGCGCUUUGAAUGGCUUUACUCCAUUACACAUAGCCUGUAAGAAGAACCGAGUGAAAGUCAUGGAGUUGCUGGUGAAAUAUGGAGCUUCCAUCCAAGCCAUUACAGAGUCCGGUUUGACGCCCAUCCACGUCGCAGCCUUUAUGGGUCACCUCAACAUCGUCCUGUUGCUGCUGCAAAACGGAGCUUCUCCAGACAGGAGUAACAUUCGUGGCGAAACAUCACUACACAUGGCGGCCAGGGCUGGUCAGGUGGAGGUGGUUCGGUGUCUGCUGAGGAACGGCGCGAUGGUAGACGCAAGGGCUCGAGAAGAGCAGACGCCCCUCCACAUCGCCGCCCGUUUAGGAAAAACGGAGAUUGUCCAGCUGCUGCUGCAACACAUGGCCCACCCAGAUGCGGCCACCGCCAACGGCUACACUCCUCUUCACAUCGCUGCCAAGGAGGGCCAGGUGGAGACCGCCUCGGUUCUGUUGGAGGCGGGAGCUUCUCACUCGCUUUCAACAAAGAAAGGAUUUACUCCCCUUCAUGUUGCCUCAAAAUAUGGAAGCCUAGACGUGGCCAAACUUCUGCUACAGCGUUGCGCACCAUGUGAUUCUGCAGGGAAGAAUGGCCUUACCCCGCUCCAUGUCGCAGCACAUUAUGAUAACCAGAAGGUGGCUCUUCUACUUUUGGAUAAAGGUGCAUCCCCUCACAUGAUUGCUAAGAAUGGUUACACCCCUCUGCACAUUGUGGCCAAGAAGAACCAAAUGGACAUUGCUAAAGUGCUACUGAGCUACGGGGCCGAGACCAACGUCCUGACCAAACAAGGUGUCACGCCUCUCCAUUUGGCCUCAGAGGAAGGACACGCCGAUAUGGCUGCGCUGCUCCUGAGUAAGGGAGCUCACGUCAAUACCCCGACUAAGUGUGGCCUUACCGCCAUUCAUUUGGCAGCACAAGAUGAUAAGGUCGCUGUUGCGGAGAUCCUGGCUAGGAACGGAGCCAACCUUAAUCACCAGACCAAACUGGGCUACACUCCUCUAAUUGUUGCAUGCCACUAUGGAAACACAAAGAUGGUUAACUUCCUUCUUCAAAAUGGAGCCAGUGUGACCGCAAAUACAAAGAAUGGAUACAGCCCUCUUCACCAGGCGGCCCAACAGGGGAACACACACAUCAUCAACAUACUGCUGCAGUACGGGGCCAAGCCAAAUGCUGUCACUGUUAACGGGAACACCGCUCUGGGUAUUGCUCGACGGCUGGGUUACAUCUCCGUCGUGGACACGCUGAAGGUCGUCACAGAGGAAAUCAUCACCACCACCACGACGGUGACAGAGAAACACAAGAUGAAUGUGCCAGAAACCAUGACUGAAGUACUGGAUGUCUCAGAUGAAGAAGGCGAUGACACCAUAACGGGAGACGGAGGGGAGUAUUUAAGAGCUGAGGACCUCAGAGAGCUCGGAGAUGAUUCGCUGCCUGGACAGUAUCUAGAUAACAUGAACUACCUCUGCUUCGCUAACGAUGGGGCGCACGCCGGCAGCUCAGACAGGUCUUUCACUCCCACGCGCCAAAGCUACUACUAUAAACCUGAAAACAUGAUGGAUGAAAUGCUCAGCUGUCAGACCUCAUCGCUUUUAAGAGAAAACGAGAGGGACUCGUACCGGUUGAGUUGGGGCACGGAGAAUCUGGACAACAUAGCUCUAUCCUCAACUCCACUCCACUCUGGCCGUUCCUCACCAUGCCGUGAUCAUACGGACCACAGCAGCUUCCUGGUUAGCUUCAUGGUAGAUGCAAGGGGCGGAUCCAUGCGAGGCUGCCGCCAUAAUGGCCUGCGUAUCAUCAUCCCACCUGGGAAGUGCAGCGCUCCCACACGUGUAACCUGCAGGCUGGUAAAAAGGCACCGCCUGGCCAGCAUGCCCCCCAUUGUUGAGGGCGAGGGUCGAGCCAGCAGGUUUAUUGAGGUGGCACCAUUUGGAGGACAGCUUCUCGGUAAGCUCCACCUCCCCAGUGCGCCACCACCUCUCAAUGAGGGGGAGAGUUUGGUGAGCAGAAUCCUCCAGCUCGGCCCACCGGGGACAAAUUUCCUGGGUCCUGUAAUCGUGGAGGUUCCCCACUUUGCUUCUCUCCGUGGGGGGGAGCGGGAGCUGGUCAUAUUGAGGAGUGAGACAGGAGAGAAUUGGAAGGAACAUCAGUGUGAGCAUACCCAAGAAGAACUCAACCAGAUUCUCAACAGCACAGAAGAAGAGCUGGACUCCCAGGAGGAGCUCCAGAAGAAGCGCAUUUGCCGCAUCAUCACAAGAGAUCUCCCACAAUAUUUUGCGGUGGUGUCCCGAAUUAGGCAAGACAAUAUUCUGAUCGGUCCAGAAGGAGGCGUCCUUAGCAGCACAGUGGUGCCCCAAGUGCAAGCAGUUUUUCCUGAAGGGGCCCUAACUAAGAGGAUCAGGGUUGGCCUGCAGGCCCAGCCGGUGAGUUUGGAUAUUGUCAGGAGGGUUCUUGGAAACAAGUCCAGCUUCAGCCCCAUUGUAACUCUAGAGCCACGUCGAAGGAAGUUCCAUAAACCUAUAACCAUGACAAUCCCGGUCCCGAAAGGCAACUCUGAUGCAGUCCUUCACAGUUUAGGACGGGACACCCCGACGUUGCGCCUACUCUGCAGUAUCACCGGUGGAACGACACCGGCCCAAUGGGAGGACAUAACAGGAACCACUCCCUUAACAUUCGGCACUGACCAUGUGUCCUUCACUACAAAUGUUUCUGCAAGGUUUUGGCUAAUAGAUUGCCGGCAAGUCCAGGAAUCGGUCAACUUCUCCUCGCAAGUGUACCGAGAGAUCAUUUGUGUGCCUUAUAUGGCCAAGUUUGUCAUCUUUGCCAAAACCCACGACCCCAUCGAAGGGCACCUGCGCUGCUUCUGCAUGACCGACGACAAGAUUGACAAAACAUUGGAGCAGCAGGAGAAUUUUACAGAGGUGGCCCGCAGUCGAGAUGUAGAGGUAUUAGAAGGAAAACACAUUUACGCAGAUUGCUGUGGAAACUUUGUCCCACUCACCAAAAGUGGCCAGCAUCAUCUGUUCAGCUUUUUUGCCUUCAAGGAGAACCGACUUACACUUUUCAUCAAAAUCAGAGAUAACACCCAGGAGCUGUGCGGUCGCUUGUGCUUUCUGAAGGAACCCCGGAGUUACAGGUCACUUCCCUACAACGCCAUAUGCAACCUCAACAUCACUCUACCCUCAUACUGCAAGGAGUCCGAUUCAGAUCAGGAUGAAGAGGUCAACACCGUACAAGAGAAAUAUGACGACAUGACGAGGUCAGAGCUAAUUCGGGAACCGGACCUGCUAUCGGACGUUUCGGAGAUGAAACAAGACUUGAUUAAAAUGACGGCCAUUUUGGCAGCCGAUCCUUCGAAGAAAUCCCCUUCUUUGGAAGGGUCUCGUCCGGAAAAAGGAGCGCACGAUGUUUCCACGGUGCCGUUAGAAAUCAUGGAGAAGGACCUUGAGAAAGUUAAAGAAGACCUUAAGAAAGUUAGUAAAAUUCUAAGGAGCGGUACAUGUGUUGAGGCAGUGAAAACAAAGAUGGAGGCUGAGGAGUGGGUCCUUCUCUCUCACAGUGAGAUAGAGGAGGCCCAAAGAGAGGCAGGCUUGAAACCUCCAGAGCUGCUCACACCUUCAAGAUCAAAAGACACGAAAGACGGCAGUGUCCCCAAAGAACACCUAAUUGAUGCACAAAAAGGAAAACCAAUCACUUCGACCACAGUACAAACGCCUCUUGGAAGUGAUCAGCAACAACUCAACAACAACUCCCCCAUCUCUGAGACGUCACAAUCUGUGUCCCCUCUGGUUGAAGAGACUCCCAUUGGCUCAAUAAAAGACAAAGUCAAAGCCUUACAAAAGAAAGUAGAGGCUGAGCAAACGCGACGAGAAAGCAAGCCUUUACAUUUGCCCGUUGGCGCCAAACAGACUCCUAAGGUCAAAGAAACCCCCGCCCAUAGAAAAACGGCCAAAGUUGGAUCAGAAAAGCAUGAAGAAAGCGUCUCAGUUAAAGAGUUGAUGCAAGUGUUUCAAAAGGAGUCAUCGCAGAAAGAGUCAGGGUUGUAUAAGACCAAAAUACCAACAGCGUCAAGAUUGGAAGAUACCACAAUGUCAGAUAAACCUGUACAGAAAGAACGAGAAGUGUCUCUUGAUUCUAAGAUUUGUUCAAUCGGCAAGAAAAGCGCAACAGACACGAAGCUAACCAAAUCAAGAGACUUUGAAAAAGUCGAGCAUGGAGAGGAAGGUACUCCUGCAGACUCGACGAGUGGCAGUUCUGGAACUCCUCAUCAAAGUUCUGAGGAGAGUUACAAACAUGAGGGUCUGGCAACUCCUGGUACAAGCCCUGAAAGCCUGUGUCUUUCACCCAAAAAUGAACAAGAACAAACACGGGACGUAGUGGCUAAAACAACUUUGGUGGUCACAAAAGGAAGUAAAGGCACAGAAAAGACUGGAAUACCCAGUGAAAGUCAAAGACUAGGCUCUGCUGACCUACUGUCCACUGAAUUGACCUCCGGUGUCUCUUUCAGCGACUGCGCACCAAGUGAGUCCACAUCUGAUGCAAGAAGCAAGCCUCAGUGUAAUAAAUCUGAUGCCGCUCAAAAGACCAUUUCAAAUACUGUUGAACAACUUAGCCCUGACUUUCAACUUUCGUUGCCUUUAGCGUCUUCCGAAUCCUUUUAUAAGUGCCAAGGAAGCUUAGAGUCGCUUCUAAAACGAGACUCCGAUCUUCUCAGUCCAGUAGCUGACGACUCUCUGAUAAUAAGCCACAGAGACUCGCUCGAGAGUAGUCCCGUCAUUGACGAAAACUCCUCCAUUAAGUCCCCAGAUUCCAUCGAACCCAGCCCCACCAAGGAAUCCCCUCCUCAUGACUCCUUAGAGAGUAGCCCAGUUGACCAGCCCAGCCCUUCAUCAUUUCCAUUCAAGGUAGAUCAUCCGAGUCCAUCGCCAUUCCUUCCAGACUCCUCUAACGAAGCAUCGAACAAAGAUACAUUGCAGGGUAGACAUUUGCGAGACCUUGACGGUAGUGCCGACGAUGACAGUUGCGAGCAGACUUCGCAGAUGACGAGUUCUGGUAAGAGUCCUCUCUCCCCUGAUACCCCUAGCUCUGAUGAGGUAAGUUACGAUUUAAAUCCCAAACAUCAUGACCAUUCAUCCCUGUCUUUCCAAUUCAAACCUACAGUCAUCUAUGAAGAACCAGACGAGGAUGAUGCCUCAGACAGCAUUGAAUCUGAGAAAAGAGUUACAGCUAGAAUGAAAUCAGUUGAUGAAAUGGAAGGGGAUUUAAAUUUCCUAAGCGACACACAAUAUAAAUUUGGGGCGAAAAGACUCCCUGAGCAGAAAGGGUUACCUCUUCCCCCUGACCUCCAUAUUAAAGUUCCCUCUUCUUUUUCAGCAGGUGUGCGUGAUGGGUCCUACGCAAAAGAUGUCAACAGCAAAACAGUUAGUCUCAGCCAAGAGGAAGCUUCCACAGGUCAUUCAAAAGCUAACCUAAGACCGGCAUUGCAACCAUCACAUGGUGUGCCUGGUCAAGAUGGACCUUCUAAAACAGCUAUACCAUCAAACACAGAAAAUAAAACUGAUGAACAAAAGGAGGACAGCUUACGGAAGUCGAGACAAAUUUUGGCAGACUUGGCCACGUCCCGAUUUCCGACCAGUACGCCAGCUAGUAACAUAACAGAUGAAGUCAAAGCAUCUCCAGAUGUUGGCCUUAAUGCAACUAGUCAAACAAAGGAAGCAUUUAAACCUGAGUUCUGUAUCUACGACGAUACAGAAGAGGAUGAGCUUGAACACCCCAGAACCGAGUCCAAAGGUGUCACUGCGAGGGUAGGUGCGGCAUCCCCGUGGUCUGCCAUGCUGGACGACGACGGCGCUUUUGAAGCUCGUCUCCAAGUCGAGGAAGAGAAGAUACUUAAUCUAGUAGUGGACUCUCAGUCUCUGCCAGGGACCCCAGACACCACACCGGGUAAAACGCCAACAGAGGACAGCACACCGACGAGUGAACCUAACCCCUUUCUCUUCCAAGAAGGAAAGCUUUUCGAAAUGACCCGAAGCGGUGCUAUUGACAUGACCAAAAGGAGCUGUGAAGAAGAUGGCGGCGGUGGUGGCUUUGCUUUUUUCCAAAUUGGUGAACAUCUACUGCAGGACCCUGUAUUAGAAAACAACAGACAAGAAUGCAGGGCGUUUGCAACACAACAAGAAGUUGGCCUCAAUCUAAAACUCAAGGUUAAGGAGCAGUCUGAAGAAACGGAAAAUUCACAGCUUCAGGUAGAAACAGAGGCAGAGACGUCCGCCAAAUCAAAAAUACCCAAGAUGGGCCUUUCAGCUUCAGCCAAACCUGCUGCCAAAGAGCAACUGGAUCCAGAAAGCCUAGAAGUUCUAGCAGAUCACAGUAUGAAUAGAGAGUCCUCCAAUAUAGAUUUAAACUCCACAGAUCAAAUGACGAUGCACGUAGAAACGGCUGAAACGACAGUUACUAGAUCUAUAUAUUCUGAGCAGGGAAGAGAGUCAUCUGAUUCAUCUCCAGAUGAAUCAAAGUUCUCAGGAGAGACUCCCACAUCAACAGGAACGCCCGAGCAAAGUAGUGAACUCUCAAAAACUCAAUCCAAGCACCCUCAUCAAGUUAAAAAUAAAACCGCUUCCGUCACUUCAUCGAAAUCGCGAAUUCCCAUCAUAUCAAAGUCCCUCAAAACAGAUUCUGCGCCCAAAUCCGCAGAUGAUAAAAAACCCACAGGGCCUACAAUCAGGGAUGCGCGGAGAAAAUCUGACUUGGACGCAGGCACUUGCGUAGAUAUCCGUGCUAAGAUUUCCAACAAGAGUUUCUCCGACGGAGCCUCGACUAGGUCGAAUUCGAAUAAAAGCGAAUCGAAACCGAAAGCUUUCCAGUCGAGAUUGCCGAUCAAAGGUAAAAGUGGCUCCUCUUCACAACCGUCGACUCCCGGUAAAGAAAGAAGCAAGGCACGCAAGGGCUCCGCGGAAUCUUUCAAAGAGAUCAGCGACGAGGCCGCCAAAGUUGCGGAAAGGCUGGCGGAGGCCAAGAAAGACGAUGGUGGGCAAAAUUCCGACGAUGAGGGCGGUCUCAUUGAUCUGUCGGUAAUCGAAAGAGACGCGUUUGCUCUGCCUUCGGGAGAUGUCGGAUCCAUUAAGCGGACGGGUGCUGACGAGACACAGAUGCGGCAAAGUCAAGACGCAAAAGGUGGCGCAGGGAGCGAAAAGCAAACGUUGUCGGUGAUAGCGGAACACCUGGGCUUCAGCUGGCAAGAGUUGGCAAGAGAACUGAAAUUCCCUGAGGAGAGGAUCAACUUGAUAAGAACUGAAAACCCUGAUUCCUUGCAAGACCAAAGUUACGCACUUUUGGAUUCAUGGACCAAGGAAGAGGGAGUAGAGGCCAUAGAAACGACGCUCGUCAAGAAACUGACUGAUAUCAACCGCAUGGAUAUUGUUCACCUGAUCAAAACUGAAGCGACCGCCACAAAACAUCAGAACGAGAUGGGCACAAUACAACUUAGGAAAAGCCAGUUUGAGGAGUCUGCACACUUGGAAGGAGCGGGCACUCUGAAACAGAAGACCUCUGGCGAUGCAUCGACAUCGCGUUUUGAAGUGGAGCCCGCCAAGGAUCGAAAAGUCAGCAAGGUCGUCAAGACGACGGUGACGACGAGACGCAGGUCGCAAGACACGAGCAGGGAGCACUUACAGAAGAGGACCGAUGUAUAAAGUCCAGUGAACGCCGAACGUCGACAAGAAAAGCGAUUGGAUGGAUUGUGUAUUUUGUUUGUUUAUAUCAUUUGCUCCUUUUGUGGCCAAAGACUGUAUCCCCGUUGUCCCAAUGUUUACUGUAAAACCUUCCGCUACGGUAAAUGGGCGGACGAUCAACAAGACGACCUCUUCACGCAGUUUUAUUUAUUUCCGACAACUUUGUCUGGUGUCGUCACAGCUCGGGUGCAUGAGAAUGAAAGUGCAGUUUGCCCAAUGUUUUUUUUUUUUUUUUGUCUUUUCUUUUGAUACACGUGUACGGUCCUCAUAGAUUGUCUGGAGACGUGUCAGAAGAUUCACGCGAAGCUGUCAAAAGUGCACAAUUGUUCACACCCGUGUUCGUGAAUAAACUUCCUUCAAAGUU